Molecule: messenger RNA, 3087 nt
Organism: Hemibagrus wyckioides
Lineage: Eukaryota; Metazoa; Chordata; Actinopteri; Siluriformes; Bagridae
Gene: il17d
Product: interleukin 17d
Exons: 2
Coding region: 268-870 (200 amino acids)
Biological process (GO): inflammatory response
Cellular component (GO): extracellular region
Molecular function (GO): cytokine activity
Source: RefSeq, a predicted model, not a curated record
UCACGCACCGAUAUGAGAGUUUAGAAAACAGAAGCCUUACUUCAAUCAUUUGCCAAAUAAUGCGGGUAAAUUGAGUAAUAUCGCGCUCUAUCGAAACGAUACGCAGUAUUUGAGAAGUAACAUUCGAGGCGCAAGAAACAAUCAAAGCAAGAAAAGCGGCUUGAAGAAGCUACGCAACGCCCAAACAAGAGAAGUUUAAAAAAAAUAAUCAUAUAAUAGUCUUAACGCGUUUAAGAUUACAGACGUGCUUCGGGUUAACUCGGAAACAUGGCUGCAGGAGAAGUUCUCGUGGCGCUGCUUGUGGUGGUGGUGGUGAGCUGCGCGGCGCGGGGAGGAGGGAAAGGGAACCGGAGAGUGUGUGCAGAUCUUCCCGAGGAGAUCCUGGAGCAGAGGUUCGGUCGCCUCUCCGUCGGAGUGCUCAGCGCUUUCCAUCACACACUCCAACUCACAGCAGAGCCUCAGAACCUGAGCUGCCCGUCAUCAGGUCUCCUGCGGAGCGUCAAGAGGUCCAGCAUGCCGGUGAAUCUGCUAAGUCUUUCACCAUGGGCGUACAGAUUGAGACGCGACCCAACGCGCUAUCCCCGCUUUAUCCCUGAAGCCUAUUGCCUGUGUAAGGGCUGUCUGACGGGGCCGAACGGUGAGGAGAGUGAAGACUACCGCAGUGUCCCGGUGUUUGUGCCCACCGCCGUGCUGCGCCGCUCAGGCUCGUGUGUCGGGGGACGCCGCUCCUACACUGAGAGCUACGAGUCCAUACAGGUGGGCUGCACGUGCAUACCUGCACUCAAGAAGAAUGAGAGCACACACAGGAGCAACCAGAGCACAAGGAGAGCUGUGCAAAACUCCAACAGGCGAAAAAAAGUUACAAACUGAACCACAGGGGCGCUGUUUCAUCAAAAAGCACAAGCCUGUGUGUGUGUUAUUGUGCAGACUGGUUAUCAUUAUAAAGCUGCUGAAAGAAUUACACAAUCAGAUCUGACUGCACUGGACAGGUGAUACAAGUAUAUGUAGGCUUAUCUUGCAUAUCUUUUUAUCAGAGUUACUUUGUGUACAUGCAUGCAUAUGAUUAAGCUGUUUUUACUCAAAAAGUGUAAUAAUAUGGCUGGGAUUGUUGUGAUGGUUUCAGAUGUGAUGUGUUUUGAGCUAGCGCAGAGGCUGAAUUUGAUUGAGUUUGAACAUUCAAACAGGGUGUAAAUGUAUAACAGUUUUUCAGCAAUGUUUUAUUUACCAUAGUAAGCAUCUUAAAUGCAUUUGCUUUCACCAAGUCAAAAUGCUUUUGUCUGUAAUAUGUACAAUUAAUGUUAAUCCUGAUUUUAAAAAAAAUAAUACAUCAAGCAUUAAAAUAUCACGCCAUCCAGGUAUGAUAAACCAGACAAAAUAAUCCCAUAACAAAUUAGGACCAAUUAAAUUGUCUGAACAGUCCAUAAGUCGUAAUAAGCCUUAUUUUAAGGUCUCGCUCCAAGCCUAGAGGAGACCUGACUCAUAGUUAACAUAACACCUGAACUCGUUGGCAAGGUUGUGAUUAUGUUUGGGUAGAUAACUGCAUAUCUUCACAUCCAGGAGUUUUCUUGCAUGCUCUUCCAUAAUAGCCCCUGAAAUUACAAUGACAAUGUCAUAAAUGAGGCCAAAAAUGCUCCAUGUUAUGAGUUAAUCAUUUGGGAGUGAUUUUGUUGAGCUUUGUUUGAGCUCUACUCCACUAACCUGUGCACAGCAGGAUUUUACUCUUGGUGAGGUAUUUUACUGUGAGUGCCACUUUGCUCAGACACUCCUCGGAUAGGUACGGUGGGUCUGCGAUGACGAUGUCAAAGCUCUGUGGGAGGACAUCUUCAGGCAAACACAACGGGUUGUUGUAGUCAUAGAAGAUGAACUCGUCACCAUACACAGCAAAUCGACGGUCAAAUUCAAGCAACAUGGCAGACACACAGUGUGACCCAUCUGUACUCUGGGAUUCCAGCUGCUUCAGCUUCUGGUAGACGCUGGGUGCGCUGAUGCAUGCUAUCCUGAAGGCCAUAAUAAACAUAAGUCAAGUCAAGUCGCUUUAUUGUCAUUUCAUCCAUAUAUAGCUGACACAGUACAUAGUGACAUGAGACAGCGUUUCUCCAGGUCCCUGGUGCUACAUAGACAACAUAGCAAAAUACAAAACAGAAACAACACGGAACUGUGUGUUUUGCCACUCGCUGGCUGCCAGAGCCGUAUGUUUUGCACAUUAAUUUAAAAAUAGGUGUAGUAAUUGAAAAUGAUCUAACCUCCCCUGUUUCCCUGCUUGCUGUACAGCUUCCUGAGCCAACUGUGUAGCCGUCUCAUCGCUGUACCAGAACUGGCUCAUCCCCUGGUUACAGAUAUAACAUCAUAACAUUUUAAUUAAACGUUUUGUACUAUUAUUCCUGUAUAUUAUUAUUAUUAUUAUUAUUAUUAUAUUUUGUACUUAGAGAUUUCAUUUCUUACUAUAAACACCUUUACGACACAGCAUAUCAUUUAUGAUCAGUCAGAAAGAGAGGGUUAAUGAAAAACAUUGAUUCUUUAUAACAGCAGCUCUGACAGUAGUUUAUACAGAUGUGCUCAUCAUUUCUACUAAUUACACAGGGUCUUCGAAGGUGAAGACAACACAAGCAUUUAUUGUUAAUCAGGUGGAAGUUUCUAUAAGAAGACAUUUAUUUAACAUUGUAGAGUGUCAGUAAACUGCUUCUAACAUCAACUUUGAGGACAAAAUGUUCACCUGCUGCCUAAUAUAUCUCACCCACUAACAGGUGCCAUGAUAAGGAGAUAAUCAGUGUUAUUCACUUCACUUCUCACUGCUCAUAAUGUUAUGCCUGAUCGGUGUAUAUAUUUUAAACGACUUGCUGUAUCCAUUUAGAGUUACAUUUAAUGUUGUGGAACAUAAUCUGAAUAAUAUUAUUAUUAUUGCUGAAGAAGUUAAUGCUGGUUCUGAUAGAAAUGUGUCAGAAUACACAGUGCAUGACGGGUCUGGGCUGUUUUGGCAGCAAAAGGGGGACCAACACAAUAUUAGGCAGGUGGUCAUAAUGUUAUGCCUGGUUUUGGUGGAUUUAUUAAUUUUCUUUGGUAUAAGAGUAAUAAAGCACUUUGCGAUGA